Molecule: messenger RNA, 5937 nt
Organism: Cryptotermes secundus
Lineage: Eukaryota; Metazoa; Arthropoda; Insecta; Blattodea; Kalotermitidae
Gene: Elys
Product: protein ELYS
Exons: 29
Coding region: 481-5937 (1818 amino acids)
Source: RefSeq, a predicted model, not a curated record
GCCCCUGCGUCAUACGAUUCGAUACGAUAAGUUUCGUAGGUAUUGUGUGGUGAUCGUGUUUGAAUGAUUAAAUGGUAUUAAGAUUUUGGUAUGGCGUUGUGGGAGCAUUGACAUGGAUAGGUUGUUUAUUAUGUUAGUUUUUUUUGUAUACCUCUGUGGAUUUUAUAAAAGUGAUUCGUUACUAAAUAUAACUUUCCAGGCUGCAUGACUUGAGAAGCUGAAAUCGAGGCAAAUGUGCACUUGUAGACAUAAGUUCUCGCUGUAUUAAUCAUAUAGAAACAAUGGUUAUUUAAAUUAAAAAGAAGAUCCUAGUAUAAUAAGCUGAUUAUGGACAAUAAGUGCAACAGUUUAAUCCACAUGCAUACUUUUGCGGUCUCUGAUCGAACACAACAUGUAACGUACUGGCAGUAAGUCGCUUGUGUUUGUGUGGAGCUAAUUACAAAUUUUAUACGUAAUUAUAUGUAGUAUAAGUAUGAAAACAUGAAUGAGCACAAAAUGAAACUUCAAGAAGCACCUGCUACGAUAUGUAAAGUUGUAAAGUUUCCUGCGUCUGUUACAAGUUAUUUCAGAAUAGAGAAUGGCCAAAAUGAGCAACAUUAUGAUCUGAAAGGAGGGCUUUUGAAAGAUACUCAAUAUGCCUGGCUGAGUUGGGGUCCAAGCUUUGAAGUAAUACGAACUACAAAUGGUGCCAAAGUAGCUGCCUGGACAUUUGGAGCUGUCUUGCAUCAUUCAAAAACCAGAGUAACUUGUGUCACAGAGUUGCCCUGUAAUGAUGGUUCAGGACGUGUUUCGCAGUUUGUGGUGGGCUUGGAAUGCGAGUUGGUUGGAGGGAUGAUAUGUGUUUUUGACAUACGCGGCUCUAAGGUUCUACGUGCUGUACGGAUGCCUUCUAAGGUGACAUCUGUGAAUGUAGUGGAUUGCGGAUCUGAAGGAUGCUAUCCUCUGCCGCAACUCCUCAGCUCUAUGACUGGUGUGCUUGCAGUUGGCCUUGCUGGUGGACAAAUAAUGCUUGUGGAUCUGUGCCGGAUAAAUUGUGAUGAGGGGCUAAGCAUGGGAAGCUGUGGUGACUUGAGAGAUGAGUUGCAUGCUUGCCAACUUCUGCCCAUCAGUGUCCAAGAAACUGACCAGGAGACCCUGGAAUAUAAACGAGCACAUGCUGCCAGAACAGGAGACCAUUUAUGUGUGGUGUUGAAUGAGUCAUUCCUGGCAGACAAGAUGUUCCUGCUACCAUUGCCUGGUGGCAAUACAUUUAGUCUUCCAAGACGACGUGUAGAUGUGACAGCGCUGAUGUAUGUUCCCCGCAUUGCCAGCAUAGUGGCAGGCUUUAGUUUUGGAAGUUUCCAGAUAUGGAACCUCAUGCAGCUGACCUUGGAGUAUAUGAGCCCAACCAUGCAGGACCCCCUUCCAGUGAUUUCAUUUGGAUUCCAGGAGCCAUGUGAUGACCCACGUAACUUUUGCUACCUGUGGUCAGUUCACAGUUCCUGCCAUAGGAACAGGAUGCCAUUUGCUGUAAUGUAUGCCCUGUGUUACCAGUCCAAGGAAUGGGUUGAUGGGUAUGGUUAUCUUAACCAGGACUUUGUAUCGUGUGUACAUCGGUUUGACUUUGAUCUGGAAGGAGAUGAGGGUGGUAUCACCAUAGUAGGAGGCAACAUUGUGGCUUGUCACACCAUCAACAAGUUAUCACCAGCUGUGGCAAAAAGAGACAAUCCUCAUGCUGAUUUGGAUGACAGUGUGCAGGAGAGCGACCUGACAUUAUGCCUCUUUGUAUGGGAGACAUGGGGAGCUAACUGUCCUGGCUCAACCCGAAUGGCUUUGUUUGAUCUUAACCAGUGGUAUAAGGAGCAGAUGCCAGCCAAAAUAGUGAAAGGUCAGGCCUCCACAUACAUGACUGUUUUGUCACUUGACGAAGUAGUGGAGGCAUCUGUCACUUCUGCCAACAGCACUAAUCCACUGUUAGAUGUGAGAGUGGAUCCUGCCAGUCUUUCACAGUUCACUGCAGUGCAGAGUCUUGAGGAACAUUUCUAUCCCUCAGCUCUUGCAUUUGAGUCUCUGAGUCUUCUGGGAGAAGAGCUGGUGGUGGUGAGUCAUCCGGGUGUGCAACGAGAUAUCCUGUCACAACUAGAGCAGAGUGGACCAUCUGCACUUGUGUAUCCCACCAAACUGUUCCACCAUUGUAUUGCUAUAGGCCUCAGGCCUGUUUAUAUGGAACUGAGCACAACAUUCAACUGUCCUCUGACAGAACAAAGGGAGUUCCUGAUGUCGGUUGCCCUGGAAUAUCAGCUGGUGGGCUUUCUGUCUCGUUGUGCGGUUGAAUGGGUGGAUGGAAGCCAGAGUGCAAUGGGUUGUACCCUGUCUUCCCUGCUGAAGUGGGGGUGGCAGCGGGCUACGAUUCUGAAAACCCAUGCUGACAACCUGUGCAUUCCAUUGUAUGAUUACUCGGGUAUGAAACUGGACACCAACUCAUACCAGUUGCUGGAUUACUGUGGCAACCAGCUCCACCACCUCACCACUUUGUUCCAGGGCGUGCUGAAGAUAUGCAAGAAUCCCUCUGUACAAGGUGUAGGAGACUUGUCACAUCAGGCACGGGUCUUAGAGCUUGUUGCAGUGUACAUUGAAGUGGUGGAAUGGUUUGUUAAUGUGGGUCUGCUGCCUGAGUUCCCUUGUGAGGACCUUGCCCUUGUCGAUGAUGGCUAUGAGGCUGCAGGCGAGUUUGGAGCACACAGAGUCCCCUAUCCUGCUUCAGCUCUUGCCAAAGUCUACCAGAGAAGGAGGUCAGAGUUGGAGAAACUGAGCAGAUCUGCUACUGACAAGACAGACAUCCUCUUCAUUGAUGGACUGGUGAAGAGGGAAUGCAAUGGCGACUGCCUCUCUUCCCUGUGGGAGCGGGAUGGAGGCACUGGACUGUACCCUCCCCCCUCCAUUCAGUCUCUUCUCCGAACUUACCUACUGGAUGGUAUUCCCAUGCAUGUAAAGCAUAGCAUUGUUAUCUACGUGUUCCUCGAUUUGGCUGGACUGUUGGAGUCUCGCAGGUAUACUGCUGCCAUCAACCAGUUUAUAAAGUUUCCUUCUGCAUUCCGUCUUACUCCCAGUUUCAUCAAGAUAACACAGGCUCUGUGGCUUUUGGACCAUCAGGAUUUCACAGAAGCUAUAGACAUGUUGUUGGAUCCACUCAUUUCAAUGGAUGACCUGAAACCAUGGCAGCACCAGUGCAUUAUACGAGCAUUUCUCUACCAGGGUCAACAUCAGAUGGCUCUGAAGUACAUUCGUGUCCAACAGCCACCACUGAAAGAUAUUGAGGACAUUCGGCUAAACCUAACAGUGUUGCUUGUGAAUGGCCUAAUUCAUGAGGCAUUCCAGUACCAGCGACAACACUGCAAUGAGCAGAAUUCAAGAGAUUUGCUUCAGCACUUUUUUAGUGCCUGCCAGCAGAUGAACCAGCUGAGUGUGGUCCUGCAACUUGCCCUCUCUCCAAUUGAAGAGGAAGCAUUCACAUAUUUUCUCCAGAAUUGCCACAAUCCAUGGGCUGAUGACAUGCGUGUCAUGUAUUAUCUCGAACGUUCCAGGAUUGCAGAGGCAAUGGAAGUGAACAGUAGCAUUCGCAGUUCAAAGAGCCACAUAGAUCCAAAUAGUUUGAAGCGAGGUCGCACAGAAGAUAAGCCCAGUUGUGUCCGGGACACCAUUGUCCAGGCUUAUGCUAAGACACUGCCAUCUGUCACCAGGAAACUAGCCCUAUACUGUGCACAGGAGAAAUCCUGCUUCACCAACUGGAAGCAAGUGUCACAACCAACUCCGAUGUCUGUGGAAGUUCACCGUGGUGAAUUGCAGCCAGUUCGCUAUAAAUCCUCCUUGAUCCAGGCCACUCUGGAGAAAGCUCGUGAGACAUGGAGUCAUAUGAUUCAGUCUCCUGUUCAGUCAUCCACUCCAUCUAAACGGGAUCGUUCCAGCAUGGAGAAUCCUUCAGUAGAAAUGACACCGUUUUUAUGUACACCUCGAGCUGCAUCAGACACAUCGAAUUUCACGAGGAAUGUGACAGCUGUUGUGUUCCCAACGCUCACAUACACAAGUCCAAAGUCUGAUGAUGAUCUGGGUAGUUCCCCUGUGAAGCGGUUCCGAUAUUCAGGCCAUUACUCAUCGCCACUAGGAAGCGCAAUUGCGUCAUCACGCAAGAGACUGGAUCGGUACUCCAACCCAGAUGCAUUGUCUCUGCUCCAGACACCUCAUGUCCGACGGAGGACACCCUCAUCAUUCUCUCGGCUACAGGAGAAACAAGAUCUGUCUUCUUCAAAUACUGUAUUCACACCACAGUCCAUUCUGAAGGUGCGGAAGAUGGUGCGUUGCUCUGUUAGUCCUGACAAUCUGUCACAGGUAUCAUUCACGGGAGCUUCAGCUACUCCUGAGUUGCUGGAGGAGGAAGAAGAAGUGUCAGAGGAAAAGAUGCAAGUUUCAGAUGAGGAGGCUGUGCAGGGAAGACAAAUUCGCUUCAGUCUCCCAUCAGAUGAGCGUCAGGAUAAGAAUUUAACCCCCGAAGACAUUACAUCGCCUUCAGUCAUGAGGUCUGCCAGCAAAAAGAGCAUAUUAGGUGUUUCACCUCGCAAGGCACUAACACGCAUUCGUCAUCAUGGGCCUGUAAGGUUUGACAAUUCCAUUCCUGAAAACAUGAUUUCCAGCAGUGAAACGUUACAAAUGGCUAGCAGUAGUAUGAUUGACCUUGUGGAAAAGAAUCUCUCAUCUGUUGUGUCUCCAUUGCAUGAUCGAGUUGUGAAGGAACAUACAUCAGAUUCUCCUCUGGAAGGAGAAGGAACCGGAGAAGCGUCCCAAAAUGAGCAGGAUAAUUCAAAGUCAGAGGUGUGCUUGCAGGACAGUGAGUCUAUAAGCGUGGAUGAUAACAGUGAUGUGUUUCACAGCCUGGAGAACAGUGACCGUACUGUCGAUAGCGCUAAUCAUUCAGUUGCGGACAGCGCGGAUGUUCAGAGUGAGUGCCCUCUGAAGAAGCUGCGAGUUGAUAAUUCUGACAAGGGGAAAGAUGAAAUUAUUUCAACACAGGUUCAGCCUGUAGAAGUAAAGGAACAGUUCACACCAUCACAACCCACAACCUGGACUACUGAAACUAGCAUUCAGAAUUCAGUUGAGGAUCAAGAGACAGUAACUGCAGAUGCUGUUGAAGUGAGACAUUUAGUAGUGGAACAGGGCAGUAACUUGGAAGCUGCAGAAGGCUUGGUACAGAAAAGUUCUGAAGCAGAUAUGGAAGAAAAGGAACAGUCUGUUACUGCAAAAAUUUCAGGUGAACGCGGGAAUGAAUUUCAGUCUGGUACAGAGGAGAUGCUCAAGGAGGAAAAGAAAGAUGUUGGCAUCCUGCUAGAUACCACAACUUACAGUGGGCUUUCGUUUGAAAUAUCCAAGGAUAUGGAGCAAGAGGAGGUGGCGGCAGCUGUCAAUGUGACUGUCAGUUCGUCUGAUGGUGAUGUUGGUGUACAAGAUCUCAGUGAAGAAUCUGGAGAUGAGAAGAUGCCAGCAUUGGUCAUUGAGUCUGUUACUGGGAACGUGGAGAUGUUUGCAUGCUCUGAGGAUGACCAGAAGGAGUACCAAACCCUUCAGCCAUUGAUCACUGAAUCUGAAGAUGCACUUGAUGAGAAAGAGGAGUCUACCAGUGAGAAUGAUCAACCUGAUGAGGUUGCUGAUGUGCUUCACACAAGGAAAAAAGAACAUGAGAUGGCUACAGGCGGUUGCAAGGAGGACAGUGAACAAGAUGAAGGACGAAUUGUGAGACCCGAGAUACAUGCUACAGAAAUUGAAGAUGAGGAGGAUAUUGAGGAAGAAGAGGAGGACAUUGAAGAAGAAGAGGAGGACAUUGAAGAAGAAGAGAAGUAUGUCUGGCAUCUGUCUGCCGUAAAUAUCUCCAGUAGCAGUCCCUUCCUUUUGGCUGUUUGGAGGUUUUGA